AUGGCUCCAGGACGCGGUAGUAGUAGCGGCGGCGGUGGCAGUGGCGCUGGCAGUAGCCGCAGUGGACGUGGCGGUCGUGGCGGUCGUGGCGGUCGUGGCAAAGGGAAAGGACGAGGACGUGGACGAGGCGGACCAAGAGGGAGCUACGGCUGGUACCAUGAACCCAUCACGAGUCUCGACGAGAGCUUCUGCAUGUCGAUCCACAAGGCGCUGCAGUCGCUUGUCGACGACGGCGAGCGCGCGGAGCUGAGCUUCCCGUCGACGUACGACAACACGCAGCGUCGCUAUAUCCACAUGAUGGCUGAGAAGUACGGUCUCUUCUCGAAGAGCGCCGGCAGGAAAGGAGACGGUCGCUUCAUCCACGUGGCGUCCGUGAAGAAGAACGCCGCGAUGGAGAAAGUGUCGUUGCGUCUGCACCCGACGCCUCUGAACCCAAAGAUGGACGAGUGGUAUCCACUCGAAGUGAAGCAGUACAUGGCGACUUAUCCGUCUCCUUCGCUGGAAGACGAGGGAGCAGUGGAUCCAUGGGGGGGCAAGACAUUUACGCCACUGGGGGUCGCGCCUAUGCAACAUCGCGGUCGAGAGGCGUUGUUUAGCCACCUGCCGAGCCGUGGCAGUCAGAACGGACCAAAGAUCGUGCGGACUCCACUUGUUGAAGUGACAAAGCUGCCGGUGUAUCAAUAUCGUGAGCAGAUACUGAACCUUGUAGAGGAGAAUCAGAUUGUGGUACUGUCAGCAGAUACUGGAUGUGGAAAAUCAACGCAGAUUCCGCAGUUCUUGCUGGAUGAUGCGUUAGCAAGAGGACGAGGCAAGGAAACGAGAAUCAUUUGUACUCAACCACGACGAAUCAGCGCAAUGUCCCUCGCGCAACGAGUGGCAAGUGAACGCCCAGGACAGAGCUCCAAAGAAGUGGGGUAUGCGAUUCGAUUUGAUUCGUCGUUUGAUGCCAAGCAGUCCAAGCUCAUCUUCUGCACGACAGGCACGCUGCUCAAAUGGCUUAACAAUGACCCAUCGUCGCUCGGCUUUUCGCACAUCAUUUUGGACGAAGUGCACGAGCGGGACAUGUUUACUGAUUUCUUGCUUAUUCUGAUCAAGACAUCUAUUCUUAAGCAGAGACCGGACCUCAAGGUGAUUCUCAUGAGCGCGACGAUCCAAGUGGGAAAGUUCUCGCAGUACUUCCAACCAGAAUUUCAUCCGCCGAUACUCCAGAUGGUGGGAGGCACUAACUAUCCAGACACUGCCCCAUCAGCAGUGCCUGUUUCUGCUAUGGGAGAUUUUCUGCAAGCCGCACUGCGUGGAAUAAAACAGAAAGCGAAGAAUGCCGCACUUAAAUCGUAUACGAAGCAGUACGAUGCGCUGCAACAGGACCAGACCAUCGACUACAAUCUGUUGCUACAGCUGCUUUUCCUGAUAAACCGCAUGUUCCCGCUCGGUGAAGAUGGAAAAGGAGCUAUUCUGGUAUUUCUUCCUGGCUGGGAAGAAAUCUCUUUCAUGGAGCAAUCUCUUCUCAAGUCAGAAGCAACAUCAGCAACCUACGAGAUUGCUCUUCUUCACUCGCGUUUGGCACCCGAGGAACAGCGUCGCGCAUUCAUGACACCACCGCCUGGAAAGCGGAAACUGGUGCUGGCUACCAACAUCGCCGAAACCAGUCUUACUAUCGAAGAUGUGGUGUUUGUCGUGGACUGUGGCAAAUCCAAGCAGACGCACGCGCUUGCUGCAACUUCGGCCUCAUCUUUUGUGAUGGGUUUGCAAACUACGUGGAUUGCACGGGCAAAUUGCGUGCAGCGCAUAGGUCGCGCUGGUCGUGUUCGUGCGGGUGUUUGCUUUCGCCUUUUCUCGAAAACUCGAUACGAGACAGCGAUGAAAGAGUAUAUGCCUCCACAGUUGCUUACCAAUCCGUUGGAAGAGCUGUUGCUGCAAAUUAUGCUUCUUCAAAUGGACAAGAAGCUCGAUAAUAGCAGUGCCAAGGCGUUCCUUCUCGAAGCAAUGGACGCGCCUAGCGAGGCCUCCAUCGAUGCUUCGCUACAGCGAUUGACUUCGUGCGCGCUGAGCGGUUAUCGGGAUCCAUUUGACAGUUCCCUUGGCAUGUCGAAGGGCGAUAAACAACUGGUGGCUGCUGCCAAGAGGGCGUUUACUCGCAAUGGAUCGCCACCAGAGCUUACUUUGCAGAGCGAUCAUUUCGUACUCUGUAAGGCGUUCGAGGCGUACCUCGACGUGCGCUCUUCAUGCAAGACAAAGAGAUUAUUUUGUGCUGAGAAUAGGUUGAAUCUGCAGACUUUGGGUCAACUCGGUGCGAUCUACAAGAAGUUGCAGCAAGAUCUGGUCAAGAUGGGAUUGUCGGCCGCAACUCAGCUUGUGCCGACCUCCCCGCCAACAACACCAGCAACUAUGGAGAGCAUCGCACCGUAUUUGAUGGCCCUCAGUAUCGGUAUGUACCCGAAUGCGCUGUCCACGCGUCCUAGUCGAGUGACGGAGUUUUGGCAGACGAAAGAGAAAGUAAAAGUUACGAUGAGUGCUACAUCUAUGGUGACGUUGUCCAGUGCUGGCCUGCAUUCAAAGUGGAAAAAGCGUAAACGUGAGCAGGAGGAGCUUAGUGUGCACGAAUGGCUGGUGUAUCACGAUAUGAUGCAAUCUGGAAGUACUCGUGUGGCAAAGUACGGUACCAGACUGCCGUCAGUUUUGCUGCAAGCGCUUUUCAUGGGAUCGGUAAAAACGCAGGUGGUAGAGGAACGUAAAACUGUCGUGAAGGGCAGUGGUACCGAUGGCGAGUCAGUGGCGUCGAGCACGUGGUUACUUGCCUUGGACGAUUGGAUCACUUUCGAGGCCAACGGUGCUACUGAAGUGCGCUGGCUCGCACUUUUGCGGGAACGCUUGCAUGCUGCAUUUGUUCGUCACUUGGAGCGACUGCUAGUGCGUCCGAAAGCAGGUGAGACCAAUGCGUUGCCAAAGCGUGGUCAGCAGCUAAGGAAGCAUGACGUAGCGCUUGUCCGGGCUUUAGUUGCCUGGGUCUCUUCUGAUCUACGUGGUAAGGUGAGCGUAAGCUGCAAACGGUAG
Molecule: messenger RNA, 3054 nt
Organism: Hyaloperonospora brassicae
Lineage: Eukaryota; Oomycota; Peronosporomycetes; Peronosporales; Peronosporaceae
Source: the annotation of a GenBank genome assembly